Molecule: messenger RNA, 3338 nt
Organism: Lingula anatina
Lineage: Eukaryota; Metazoa; Brachiopoda; Lingulata; Lingulida; Lingulidae
Product: legumain
Biological process (GO): vacuolar protein processing
Molecular function (GO): cysteine-type endopeptidase activity
Source: RefSeq, a predicted model, not a curated record
GGUGAGAAUCACGUGCCAGUAACAGAACGUAAACAAGAUGGAGAGAGUAGCAUCCCUGCUGCUGGCGGUCCUGCUAAUAUCAGCUGUUAAAUGCAGCAUACUAGACAAUGAGAUUGAGCAAUUUAUUAAAGGUGCUACAACAGGAAAACACUGGGCUUUAAUCGUAGCAGGAUCUAGUGGUUGGUUUAACUACAGACACCAGGCAGAUGUUUGCCAUGCUUACCAUGUUCUCCACAGCCAUGGAAUUCCAGAUGAGAGAAUUGUUGUCAUGAUGUACGAUGAUAUCGCUCAAAAUAGAAGAAAUCCCACCCCAGGCAAAAUUAUCAACAGACCAAAUGGUCCAGAUGUGUACAAAGGGGUGCCCAAGGACUAUGUAGGAAAGACAGUGACUCCAGAAAACUUCCUGAGUGUAUUGCAAGGUAACAAGAAGGCUCUUGGCAAUUUGGGCAGUGGGAAGGUGAUUAACAGUGGGCCCAAUGACCACAUAUUUGUCAACUUUGUGGACCAUGGUGGACCAGGGGUGCUGGCUUUUCCUCGUGGGGAGCUUCAUGCCAAGGCUUUGAACAAAGCUUUGAAUGACAUGUAUGAUAAAAAGAAAUUUGCAAAGAUGGUGCUGUACAUAGAAGCUUGUGAAUCUGGCUCAAUGGUGGCUAACCUCCUGCCGAAGAAUAUUAAUGUGUAUGCAACUACUGCUUCCAACCCCAAGGAAUCCUCCUAUGCCUGUUUUUAUGACAAGGAAAGAGAAACAUACUUGGGGGAUGUCUACAGUGUCAAAUGGAUGGAAGAUUCUGAUAAAGAAAAUCUCCAAAAAGAAACCCUUAAGAAGCAGUUUCGUAUUGUGAAAGAAGAAACAAACACAAGUCAUGUUAUGGAAUACGGAGAUCUGUCUAUAGCAGAAUCCACUGUGGCAGAGUUCCAGGGAGGCAAGGCAACGCCACCUAAGGAGUAUCCCCCAGUCCCUCUGGAUGCAGUGCCUUCCCCAGACGUCCCCAUGGCUAUUCUGUACCACAGACUGGAGGCUGCCAAAACUGAGGAACAGAGAGAAGAAAUUAGACAAGAGAUGGAAAAAAUACAACUUAACAAGGACAAAGUGAUGAUAACUAUGAAACACAUAGCAGGCUAUGCAACUAAAGAUCAUGUUCAGGCGGCCAGAGUCCUGCAGUCACAACUUCCUUUAAUCAAGCAUGACUGCUACGAACCUGUAGCAAGACAUUUCCUCAGUGAAUGCUUCAGAGUCAGUGAGAAUGAAUAUGCCCUACGCCACCUUUAUGUCCUAGUAAACCUUUGCCAGGAAAAUGUACCACAAGAAACUAUCAUAAGUGCCAUGGAGAAAGCAUGCAAGAAGGUGGAGUUACCAGAUCUUCAUGCUUUUCAUUUAAUUGGAUUUUUUGUCUCUAUAUUAAAUUUUGAGUAUUUUAUAAUAUGUGCAUUUUUAAUCAACUUCAUAUUAGUUUCACUUAUGGCUAUGUUUUUAUCCAAAGGUCUGAUAGUUUUAUGGCAAAUCCCCAGAUAGUAUACCACAAUUUUAAAUCGCAUUUAUUGUUCAAACAUUAUUACUCAUUGCAUUUUUAGACACAGAGCAGUUUAGUUAAUUCCUUCAUUAACAGUUUUAUUAGUGAGCUGAAUAAAAGCAACAAUGUGACUCAUUUUUUAGUGAUUUUACAAUGGCCUUUAAGAUGCAUACAGUGCACUGCAGUAUAUUGAGCACAUGCAUUUAUCAGGAUCUGAUAUUAGAAAUCCAGUAGUUUUUAAGACAUCAAUUUGUACAGCUCUUUGCUCCGUAAUCAUUCCAUUGUUCCAAGACCAGAUCUGACCCUUCUGUGGUUUAACAAAAGUGUUCCAUAAAGAUUCGCUGUACAUCCUAGUGAUUGUUUUUUUUUUUUUUUUUUUUUUUUUUUUUUUUUUUUUUUUUGUGAAAGAGGGGGGAGGGUAUUUAAUUUGGCUGUUUAUUACAGACAUUUAUUUCCCACUAAUUAAUUUUAACAUUAUAUUCCAGAGUUAGAUCUGAAACAAUUUAACACCAGUGUUCUGUCAUAAAUUUCUGGAUGUGUAAGAAUUUUUUAAAAUUUUAUUUUGUAAUCAAGUUUGAUUCAUUGUGUCAUCAUGUUUAUAUCAAGUGAAAUAGUUUUUCAUGUUAACAGGACUUUGUCAUUCCUCAUGUCAUACCCGAGAAUACUAAAAACAGAAGUAUACUGUGCAUGACUAAAUUUGAUGGCUGUGAUUAAAAUUUAGGCAAUUUUACUAUUUAUAUAUGGAUGGUUACUAAUUAGAUGGAAAUAAAUAAUUUAUAAUAGGUAAUUUCAUCUUUUCUGUUUCAAUUGUGAAUGCAGACAUCCCAUUUCAACUCCUGCAGCAAAGACAGAUAUUUUAGUUUUUGCACUCCCUAAAAACUUAACUAUGUAUUAACAGCAUGUAUCUGCCAUCUCCAGUUUCCGCAAACAAAUACUACUACAAAUGUGCCUUUCACAAUUUGAGAUUAAACACUGACGAUAAUGAGGGAAGCUCCUUUAAAUCUCUUAAAACUCUAGGCAUUAAGUGUGAAAGUUUAGUGAAAGGAAUAAGUCUCAAAGUAACUUCAAAUAAAGUUUUGUGAGAGUAAAAGUAAAUGGACAAACUCAUUUUUCACAUUUUAAAAACAAGAUAUAAUUUUGUGGCAAACACUUUGCAGCCACCAUUAUAAUAUAGAAAAACAUUACAUAUAUGUAGACAUGUUCACUUUCAGGUGAAUUGAUAUCUGGUGCAUAUAAAGUUCUGGUAACACAUUAAUCAUUUAUGUACAAACCUGCACUCAACAAACCAUCAAUUUUACAUUUUCUAACCUAUGAAAUAUUUUUUGUCAGUUUGCCAAUAACCAGCUGCUGUCAUAAAAUGUGUUGUUCCCCUGCCAUAUUUAGAAAAGGUGUCUAUUGUACCCUUGUUAAAAUCAAACAAGCUGGCAAACAGCAUUAAAUAAUAGGAAAGCUGCUUCAAUUAUGACAAACUCCAGUCACAAUUACCCCAGUGACAGUAAAUAUUUACAACAUUUUAUACAAUUCUAAGUUUUAGUUUGAAGAUGACCCCCCUUGCCCUAUUAUUGGCAGGUAACUGACAAAUGCUCACAGACUUUAAAAUAAAUAGGUUACGAUAUAUGAUUACAAUCUAAACUUCACAGUCUGUUUUAUACUCCAAAGCCUGCUAUACAGAAGUCUCUUGAAUGGUCAAGAUAACCAGCAGAAAAAGGCAUCACCUAUCACAAUGUCAAACCAUUUGACUAUGUACACUACAGUCUAUUCCUGAUACUACACCAGAGGGCUGCUGGCAAUAUAAAUACUAAAAUUGUCAGAGGUUGUGAAACACAC